AUGUCCCCUCACAACCUCCCCGCGAUCUUCAACCCCACCCAGCAGGACAUUGAGAUGCUCCUCGCUGCCCAGUGCCACCUCGGCGCGAAGAACCUCCAGGUGCACAUGGAGCCGUACCUGUGGAAGACCAGGCCCGAUGGUGUCAACGUCAUCAACGUUGGCAAGACAUGGGAGAAGAUUGUCCUCGCUGCCCGCAUCAUCGUCGCCAUUGACAACCCAGCCGACAUUUGCGUCAUCUCCGCCCGUCCCUACGGCCAGCGUGCUGUGCUCAAGUUCGCCGCCCACACCGGCGCCGUCGCCAUUGCCGGUCGCUUCACCCCCGGUAACUUCACCAACUACAUCACCCGUUCGUUCAAGGAGCCCCGCUUGAUUAUCGUCACCGACCCGCGCACUGAUGCCCAGGCCAUCAAGGAGGCUUCCUACGUCAACAUCCCCGUCAUUGCCCUCUGCGACGGCGACUCCCCUACCGAGUACGUCGAUGUUGCCAUCCCCACCAACAACAAGGGUCGCCACGCCAUUGGUCUGAUCUGGUGGAUGCUUGCCCGUGAGGUCCUCCGCCUCCGUGGCACCCUCGCCAACCGCGAGACCGAGUGGGACGUCAUGACGGAUCUGUACUUCUACCGCGACCCCGAGGCCGAGGAGAACAAGGACAGCGCUGGUAUCGAGGAGGCCAAGGCCCCUGGCGCCGACGAGGUUGGCCCUGGUGCCGUCGAGGCUGGCUUCACCAGCGAGUGGGAGGUCUCUGGCGCAUCUGCCGGUGCUUUCACCUCGCAGGCUGCUGCGCCUGGUGCUAGCUGGGACGCCGAUGCGACCGACUGGGCUGCUUCCGGCGAUGCGCAGACUGGCAACGAGGGCUGGGGCGCUGAGACAACUGCUCAGACCACUACCCAGUGGUAGACGUGCACGUGCACUCUGCUUGAACACCUUCCCUUACAUACCCUGUCAUUGACAACUAUCACUCCGACAUGUCGGGUGUCGGAGUAGGAGCACGGAUUGGAAAAAGGAAAAUAUCAGACCAUUUCAGUUGAUGAGUUCAAACGAAUGCCCAUUGUGUGUGGGACAGGCGGGUUGAAGGAACAUGAUCAAUGCUAGCACUAACGAGGGAAAGAUAUCCGUGUCUCUUUCUCUGGAAGGACAUGGGGGAAAGCCCUGUGCUGGUGAUCGGGAUGUUCUUGACCUGACGCCCAUUUCUUCAAUUCAGCCUUGUCCUAUGCUCGCUUUACUAUGCCAUGGUGACGCUUUGAUUGUUGUUUAGAGAUACGUGUGAGUGACUGUCCAAUAUUCUUGAUGUCGAAUGUACAUCGCAUAUGUUGAAGUAUACGUACAUGCCCUUGACAGUGCACGCACUCAGAAGUCAUUUGGUUCUUUUU
Molecule: messenger RNA, 1370 nt
Organism: Dothidotthia symphoricarpi CBS 119687
Lineage: Eukaryota; Fungi; Ascomycota; Dothideomycetes; Pleosporales; Dothidotthiaceae
Product: ribosomal protein S2
Exons: 4
Coding region: 1-897 (298 amino acids)
Biological process (GO): ribosomal small subunit assembly; cytoplasmic translation
Cellular component (GO): ribosome; cytosolic small ribosomal subunit; 90S preribosome
Molecular function (GO): structural constituent of ribosome
Source: RefSeq, a predicted model, not a curated record